AUGGAGGAGACAAAUGGCACUGUCUCUCCAGAGAAAUUGCUCCACUAUUGUGCCACUCAUCAGGUCUUAAUAUGCACUGCCUGUCGCUACGCAGUCCAGCCAGCAGCCAUCCCUCGGCAUUUGAAGGAUAUCCACCACAUCCAAAGCAACCAGCGACGUCCAUUCAUUGCAUACGCAAAUACACUCAAGCUGAAAAAGCCAGAGGAGGUAGAACCACCCCGGCCUGGGCAAUUCCCCUUGCGCUACUUACCACUUGAGCAAGGAUGGCGCUGCGAGGCGCCAGGAUGUGACUAUCUCUGCGCGUCAAUCAAGCGUAUGGAAACCCACUGGGCUGCUAAACAUGGCCGCAAGGGCUACUCAAAUUCUGAUUGGAGCUAUGCGCCUCUGCAAUCUUUUUUCCGCGGGAAUAUGCUGCGAUAUUUCACCUCAUCAACGCGGCCGGUUAAGAACGUAGCCACUGCAUUAUACGAGAAUCAGCAUAUGAAACGAAUCAAAGAGAAAUACAAUCUGGAUUCUAUGGAUUCAGAAAUCUUGGAUCAUUACUUCUCCUCUUUCUACAAGAGUUUCGUGACAAAUGACCAGACAGAGAGAAUCUGGGUCGACGUCGUGCCGGGUCUGGCAUACGAUAUUUCGUUCCUGUUACAAGGUAUCUUGGCCUGUACAGCGCUUCAUAUGGCAUACCUAACCCCUGAAAUGCGCCAAGAAUAUACACUUCGAGCAUACUAUCAUCAAGACACAGCAAUUCCACAAUUUCGCCAUGCAAUCAACUAUCCAGACGAGCAAAAUUGCGACGCAAUCAUGUCAUUUGCAUAUAUUCUGGUCAUUUAUUCACUGGCGACGGAUACCGAGAGUUCAAAAAAUCCGCUACUUAUCGUGGAAGACGAAAUUGUCGAUGGCGAAAUGAACCUCAUUCUACCUCAAUGGCUGCAUUUUAUCCGUGCCGGCUGUUCAAUGCUAUGCGAAGUCUGGGACAUAAUCGAAAAUGGACCAGCUAGUGCACUGGCAUAUACAUGGGAAAGCCAGCUCAAAGAUCAAGAGAUAGAAGCGGGUGAUCUACCGUACUUGCCCUAUUUUAAAUCUCUUGUCCCGAGUGAUGGAUCCUGGUCUGAAGAAAGUAUACGGAUUUACCAUGUCACUGCAACUGCACUAGCCGAGUCAUUUGCUUAUCUUGAAAGUGCAAAGGGAAAUUACCAAGUCAAUCCGUGGAAUAUUCUUGGUGUGUGGCCUGUGCGAGUGGAGAUGGCGUUCUUCUCGCUUAUAUCUGAGAAACACCCGGGAGCACUUAUUAUACUUGCGUAUUACUGCAUUAUAUUGAAAGACAUGGAAAAGCUCUGGUAUUUUGAAGGGAGGCCUGCAAAGUUGCUUGUGUCUAUUGAAGAUGUGCUGGACACAAGAUGGCAUUCUCGCAUCCAAGAACCAAUAAAAAUUGUUACUGGUUCAAAAUAA
Penicillium atrosanguineum is the source of this 1446-nucleotide messenger RNA. Its product is annotated as Cutinase. The coding region runs from base 1 to 1446 and encodes 481 amino acids. Gene Ontology annotation, biological process: regulation of transcription by RNA polymerase II. Lineage: Eukaryota; Fungi; Ascomycota; Eurotiomycetes; Eurotiales; Aspergillaceae. The record is from RefSeq and is a predicted model, not a curated record. Gene Ontology annotation, molecular function: DNA-binding transcription activator activity, RNA polymerase II-specific. The transcript has a single exon.